AUGUAUAUGUUGAUUUACAUUAGAAGAUACAGAACUACCAGAGAUACGACGAAGAAAAUUCACUCUACGAAUUCAAUGGAUUAUUACGAUAUCCUUGGUUGUACGGAAGAAUCGACAACCGAAGACAUAAAACGUGCAUAUCAUGCAUUAGCUUUAAAAUUUCAUCCGGAUAAAAAUGCGUUUGAACUCGACGGAGUACAGUUCCAACGUAUCACAGAAGCUUGGAAUGUGUUACGUGAUCCGAAAUCAAGGAAAGAAUACGAUGUUACGAGAAAACAAGUAGAUCUUGAUUCGGACAGUGGUGUGAUACACGCAAGAAUAUCUAUUAACGAAUUGGAGACAAUUUAUGAUAACGAAGACACGUUUGUUUAUCGAUGCAGAUGCGGAGGUCUCUAUUACGUUCGAAAGGAAUACAUACAGGAGAAGGAUCAAUUGGUACACGUACCGUGUUUAGAAUGUACUUUUGUUAUUGUCGUUGAAACAUGACGUUUGUGUAUAAAGAUUAAAAUAUUUGAUACGGCUUGUAGCUGUUGGUCGGAAUCGAUUAAAGAAUAACAUGCAACAAAAUUUAAAAUGCAGCAACAUUUUCUAUUUCUUAUA
This is a messenger RNA of Dufourea novaeangliae, 600 nucleotides long. Its product is annotated as dnaJ homolog subfamily C member 24-like. The record is from RefSeq and is a predicted model, not a curated record. NCBI's taxonomy places the organism in Eukaryota, Metazoa, Arthropoda, Insecta, Hymenoptera, Halictidae. Gene Ontology annotation, molecular function: ferrous iron binding; ATPase activator activity. Bases 1 to 486 code for a protein of 161 amino acids. The transcript has 2 exons. Gene Ontology annotation, biological process: positive regulation of ATP-dependent activity.